UUUUAUACAUCUUCUUUUGGAACGCCUGUGGCGUAAUCACCUGUGUGUGCGGAAGUGACAGUAGCAGAGCCAGUGCACCUCUGUGCCAACAACCAUUUUGCUACGUGUCAUGUACACAAAUCUAAUUUGUACGAGCGACUGACAACCGUGUCUCUGUCUUUCCAGACUCUUUUUCACAUCUGUUCGUCUCGAGCGUCCAAGCAACAAAAUCAUGCGGCAGUUAAAAGGCAAGACGAAAGAGACAAAUAAACAGAAGAAGGAACGGAAAAAGGAAUUUCUAGAGAACAAGCAGAGAGUGUUCACGGUUGUGUUGCCCACCAUAGCUGCGAUAUUUGUGAUAAUAGCAGUGUAUGUUUAUGUUAAAACCCGUCCAAAACUCAUCGAUGAAUAUUAAUGGCAUACUUCACAUUUAUCAUUCAUUGAAACAAAAUGUAUGCAUAUUUCAACAAUAAUGCGUGGACAAUUCCUAGUUGCAUUUUCACAGGCAUAUGAAGAUUUUUCUAAAAGAAGGCACAUUCCAUCAUUCUCCCUAAAAUACCUUGUACCUAAAUCGUUUUAGAACAAAACAGACUUGGCAGAUUAGUUAUUUGAUUUGAUAAAAGGAUAUUUUUUAAACCUGAGAAUUACGAAAUAUUAAGAUACAAUUAUCAGAUAAGACAGGAGGUGCAAUGUUUUCUACAAAAGCAGGCAACACAAUAUAUAAGAAGAGUUAAGAUAUUUAUAUUACUAUAAUAAA
Messenger RNA from Harpegnathos saltator (Jerdon's jumping ant), 736 nucleotides. Its product is annotated as single-pass membrane and coiled-coil domain-containing protein 4 homolog. The transcript is spliced from 2 exons. The record is from RefSeq and is a predicted model, not a curated record. Lineage: Eukaryota; Metazoa; Arthropoda; Insecta; Hymenoptera; Formicidae. Bases 212 to 394 code for a protein of 60 amino acids.